AUGUCGCGUCUCAACAGGUCCCCGCAAGCCUUUGCUGCUGCUGCUGCUGCAGCAGCAGCAGCAGCAACGGGGCUGCUGCUGCUGCUGCUGCUGAGUGCGGGAACUGAAGCUGCUGCAGCGCCGCAGCAAAGCCAAGACGAGGGGGACCCCCAGGGGGCCCCCGGGGAGGAGCUUGUGGAGCGCUUGAGCCCUAGCAACCUCGACGGUGAGGUCUUGCCAGGAAAAAAAGAACUGCAGCGCAGCAAAAGGUUCGACGACACUUUGCCCCUCACCCUUUGCAGCAGCUUCAACUGCAGUUUGCCGCCGCUGCUGCUGUUCGCGCUGCUGCAGCUGCAGCAGCAGCAGCAGCAGCAGCAGCGCAUGCAGCUGUUGGGGCUGAAGACAAUCUGGAAUUUGUUUGUUUUUGUCUCAGCUGUAUCUCCACAAGAAAAUUUAAAAAGGCUAAAAGAUGCCCUUGGCAAUUCUUGGCUCCAAGAGGCCCUUCGCGAGAGAGGCCAGGAGGGCUGCAGGCACCUGAAGCGCAGCAGCGGCGGCUGCCCAGCAGCAGCAGCAGCAGCAGCAGCAACAGCAGCAGCAGCAGCGGGAACAGCAGCAGCGGGGCUGGGGAAUUUGUCGACUUUGCGGUGCGACAUGCAGGAGAUAGCAGCAGCAACAGCAGCAGCAGAAGCAACGGAAGCUGCGCUGCUGCACGCCCGGGGAGACGAGCUGCUGCGCUGCUCGCGGCUGCUGCUGCUGCUGCUGCAGUACAUAGACCUCAUGCUGCUGCAUGCACCUUUCCAAAAAUUCAAAGAAGGCAAAAGCCCCAAAGAAGCUUUGAAGGAGACAUUUGCUCACUGGGGCCUCAGUCCCCAUUCAGCAGCAAAUGUGCAGCACGAAGAAUCCCGCGCAGCUUUGCUGCAGCUCCAGUGA
Eimeria tenella is the source of this 909-nucleotide messenger RNA. RefSeq lists its product as uncharacterized. The transcript is spliced from 5 exons. NCBI's taxonomy places the organism in Eukaryota, Apicomplexa, Conoidasida, Eucoccidiorida, Eimeriidae. The record is from RefSeq and is a predicted model, not a curated record. The coding region runs from base 1 to 909 and encodes 302 amino acids.